Effrenium voratum is the source of this 1194-nucleotide messenger RNA. NCBI's taxonomy places the organism in Eukaryota, Dinophyceae, Suessiales, Symbiodiniaceae. The record is from the annotation of a GenBank genome assembly.
AUGCUGUCCUUGGAGCGCCUGGCGCCCGCGGUGCCCUACACCGUGGCCAUGUGCCCUCCGUUCCUGUGCGGCGUGGUCUUCGCCUGCUGGCACUUUUCGCGCACCCCGGAGUCUCGGGUGAGCUGGCACACCUGGUUCCGAUCCGUGGAGAAGUGGGAGUCCAUCAACCCACACCUCCUUUUCUACAGCUUCUUGCCCCCCUUGAUCUUCAGCGAGGCAAUGAAGCUGAACGUGCGGCUGGUGCAGAAGUGCUCAGCGCAGGUCUUCCUGCUGGCGUGCCCGGGGGUGCUCAUGGGCACCGGCCUGGUCGCGCUGGUGGCCAAGUUCUUGCUGCCAUACGACUGGUCCUGGCCAGUGUCCUUGACCUUCGGAGCAGUGCUAUCAGCCACCGACCCGGUGGCGGUGGUGGCCCUCUUUUCGACCCUCGGAGUGUCCCCGAAGCUGACCAUGCUAGUCUCAGGCGAGUCCUUGAUGAACGACGGUACCGCCAUCGUGGUUUUCGUGCUCAUGCUGAAGGUGGUCUUGGGUGCCAGCCUGGACGCCAAGUCCGUGCUCACCUUCUUCGGGCACAUGACCUUGACCUCCGUGGGCUUCGGCGUGCUCACGGGGCUGGGGGCGGUCGCCAUCCUGGGGAAGUGCGCAGAGGAGCGCUUUCACAACGAUUGCCUGGUCCAGAUCAUCACCACGCUGUGCUGCAGCUAUUUGGCCUUCUUUGUGGCGGAGAGCGAGCUGGCCACCAGCGGCGUGCUGGCGACCGUCUCCUCAGGCUUUGUAGUGGCCUAUUUCGCCUGGCCGCGCUUCGUGUCGGUGGAGGCGCUGGAGGCAGUGUGGGAGGCGGUGGAGUUUGUGGGGAAUACCGUGAUCUUCUUCCUGGCGGGGCUGCUCUUCGCGGACACGCUGCUGGACUCCGUGGGCAUCGUGCAGUUGGCGGACUUCGGAUGGCUGUUGGUCUUGUACAUCGCGCUGCUGCUGAUUCGGGCAGCAAUGCUCGGAGUCCUGUGGGUGCCUUUGAACAUGGUCGGCAGCCCAAUCGACUGGCGCGAGGGUGUGGCGAUGGUGUGGAGUGGCUUGCGAGGCGCUGUAAGCCUCACCUUGGCCAUCAUCAUCGAUGAGGAGCCAGCCAUAUCCAAGAGGAGAUGGGCGCCCGCAUCAUGUUCCACGUGGGGGGCAUCGCUGCGCUCACCUUGCUGGUGA